Molecule: messenger RNA, 1944 nt
Organism: Culicoides brevitarsis
Lineage: Eukaryota; Metazoa; Arthropoda; Insecta; Diptera; Ceratopogonidae
Product: endothelial zinc finger protein induced by tumor necrosis factor alpha-like
Exons: 3
Coding region: 1-1917 (638 amino acids)
Biological process (GO): regulation of transcription by RNA polymerase II
Molecular function (GO): RNA polymerase II cis-regulatory region sequence-specific DNA binding; DNA-binding transcription factor activity
Source: RefSeq, a predicted model, not a curated record
AUGACGAGUUUCCUUCCAGAUCUGAAGGAAUUUCCGAAUUUCUUGUCAAAUAAAAUUGCAUUUUCGGAAGAAACCAACAAAAUUAGUACUCCAGAAACUUUCUACCGAUGCGGCAUUUGUCAAUCUCGUUUUUUUCACUUAACAUCCUUCAUCGUUUGUUGUGGCAAUCACUUACCAUUCUCAAUAAAUUUGACCGAUAACAACAAAAAUACCACAGAAAAUCGAGUUUUCACAUGCAAAAUCUGCGGAAAAACUUUUGUGAGACGACAAACGUAUCGAGAUCAUUUAAUUGGACACAAAAAUCCCUUGAUAAAAUGCUGUACAAUUUGUUCGACGCAAUUCAGUAGCGGAAUUAUCGCAAGCAAGCACAAGAAAAAGUUUCAUCCGGAGCUGUAUGAACAGGAAUUGCAGAAAAAAGCAACAGAAAGAGCAAAACGAGGAAAAUUAAAAACUCAUCACAUCAAAAAUGAACAAGAAAAACCCCAAAUUAAGCAUUUUCGAAUUAUUCUCAGUCGAAUGGCUUUGGAUGGAUUUGUGAAAAAUGAUUGGAUUUAUUUGCCAAAAGAGUCAGUUGAGGAUAUGAAGAAGAAUUACGAAAUAAAAUCUGAAGAAAUUUCAAAUGACAACAAAAAUUUAAGUGAUUCAGUAUUAUUAGAAGCUAAAAGAAGCUCAACAUUGUUCAAUUCUGAAGAAAUUUCCGAUUUUUCCGAAUUUUCAGAAACAAUUUUCAACGUUUAUGAAGAGCGAAGAAGUAAAAAAAUUAAAGAAAAUACUAAAAAAUGUGAUAUUCAAGACGAUUCAAUGGAAAAUUUUACUGAAAUUUCUGAAAAUUCCAAACCAGAAGAGAGUAAAAGUACUUUUGACUGUAAAAUCUGUGGUAAAACUUUCAAAGAAGCCCAAACAAAAAAUUUACAUAUUCGACGUGUUCACAAACAAAUUUUCGAGGGUCAAAUUUUUUGUCAUUAUUGUGGAAAAGAUUUUAUGGGCAAAGGAUAUUUAUUAAGUCACUUUCGAAAUGUGCAUUUUGACGAAAACGGUGUCUUCCGAGAAACUUCAAAUUCGAGAAAAUCUAAGAAAAUUGAUAACAAUCGAAAUAAGGAUAAGCAGUCGUUUGUGUGUGAAAUUUGUGGGGAAGUCAAGGAAACAAAAGGGACCAUGAUGAAACAUAGACACGAAAAACACGGAGUUUUGGAUCCUGAAUAUAAAAUUAUUUUACAAAAAGACUACGAAGAAAAUGUUUGUCCUCAUUGUGGCAAACCCUUCACCUCUAUCCGAAAAUUUAAGGAUCACGAAAAAUACCACUUGAGAGAACAGCCAAAUUUAUUUUGCACAGUUUGUGGCAUCAAAUGCAAAACUGACAUCUUUUUGCGAGCUCAUAUGCAACGACACAACGAAAAAACGUUUUUCUGCAAGUUCGAAGGUUGUCGCAAAGGAUUCGCCGUAAAGUAUGACUAUCUGACUCACAUAAAAAGAGCUCAUGGCUCCGGCGAAAGUUUUCCGUGCAAAAGAUGCGAUCAAGUAUUUCGAACAUGGAAGUUGAGACGAUCGCAUGAAGAAGUCGAACACGGCAUUGUCAAAGUCAAGUUGCAACGAAAUAAACGAAUUACGCCGAAUGCCAGUUACAAGGAAGAUGAAGGCGGAAACUGUCGCUUUUGUGGCAAACAUUUCGAUAAAAAUAGUUACAGAAAGCUUCAAAACCACGAAUAUCAUCACAAAAAAAUAAUUCCGAACCUCCAUUGUGAAAUUUGUGGAGCCAAAAGUACUACGGAAUACAAUCUGAAACGCCAUAUGGAGCGUCAUGGCGACAUUAAGUAUUAUUGUCAGUACCCGGGAUGCGGAAAAGGCUAUAAAGUGAAACACGAUAUAAGGAUUCAUGCUAGACGAGCACAUAAAGAUGUAAAAGAGCCUUUCAGUUGACAGUAGAAUUAUUUUUAAAAUGUGUUG